This is a messenger RNA of Paramuricea clavata, 1382 nucleotides long. Lineage: Eukaryota; Metazoa; Cnidaria; Anthozoa; Malacalcyonacea; Plexauridae. The record is from the annotation of a GenBank genome assembly.
GCAAAAAUUCUAAAAUGUCAUCAUGAUUGGGAUAUUGUCGUUUUGGCCAGUUACAAGCAUGUAAGGGGUAACAGUUUUGUGACGUUUGGGAUUGCUGGGUCGGCACAGAGCUUUAUUGGAACGGUAAAAAAUCAGUAUCCCACUGGAAAAGCUGUUCUGGAUGUAUUCCGUUCGUAUAUUAAUGGUACGUUUUGUUUUAUAACAAGAUUGGGUUUUAUAACAAGAUUGCAUAUCAUUUUGUAUUUUUCUCUAUUGUUUUGUUUUAAUAUUUAUGUUUCCAUUUACAAUAACCUUGUUACUUUUCAUUUUGAUAGAGAAGAAAACAUUCAAGUCAGAUCCACCUUCAUCAACUUUCCCUCCUUCAGUAUCUACCGCUUCUCUCCCUACGAUAUCCACCGUUCCUCCCCCAACGUCCACCGUUCCUCCAACAUCCACUGUUCCUCCUCCAAUAUCCACCGUUCCUCCUCCAACAUCCACUGUUCUUCCUCCAAUAUCCACCGUUCCUCCUCCUACAUCCACUGUUCCUCCUCCAAUAUCCACCAUUCCUCCUCCGACAUCCACUGUUCCUCCUCCAACAUCCACCAUUCCUUCUCCAACAUCCACCGUUCAUCCUCAAACAUCCACCGUUCAUCCUCCAACAUCCGUCUUUCCACCUUCAGUAUCCACCAUUCCUCCUCCAACAUCCACCAUUCCUUCUCCAACAUCCACCAUUCCUCCUCCAACAUCCACCAUUCCUCCUCCAACAUCCACCAUUCCUUCUCCAAUAUCCACCAUUCCUUCUCCAACAUCCAGCAUCUCUACCAAGAUACCCACCCUCCCUUCUCAAACAACUACUAUGAUUCCUCCUCCAGCAUCAACCACUACUUCAGUAUCUACCAUUCCUUCGUCGUCCUUCUCAUCAACUGAUCUUAUACCCACAACCUUAACUUCGUCUAUCGAUAUGCCAUCAGGUACUAGUGAAGCACUCAAGUGUUUUGUUUUUUCUUUUGUGUUUUCUCCAUGCAGCUAUACCGUCUUUUUUAUCACUGGUUCGUGAAAUCUAUUAAAGUUCUCAGUGUACUUAAGAAACUGGAACUUUAUAUUAUUAAAAAUUUUUGUAUUAUUUAAUAGAUGCUGUUGCCUGGUACGCUAAUGGGAAUGUUGUGGCAAUUGGCACUAUCCUUGAUCUGCCAAGUAUUCAUGGGCAUCCGCUUCCGAAAGGUUGUUCAUGUGUUAUGUUGUUGUGGGUGCAAGACAACUAUCCUGCGCCAUGCCCUUUAGGAAGAAAAGAUCUGGUGGAAAACGUUAUCUUGCACAAGGAUAUGUUUUAUGCUUUGCCACGACGAAUGCUGAAACACUUUUUGAAAUGCAAUGAUAGAUAUUUUCUUUCACCUUUACCUUAG